CUGCGGUAGGUUGAAUCCGCUCUGGCCGUGUGUGUGUUAAUUGAUGUUCUCAUCACGGUCCCGGCCGUGAACCUCCUCGCGCUGCGGUCACGUGAGCAGGAGGGUGUGCCGAAGAAGAGAGCAGUUCCAUAGAGAGAUACAGCUUAAACAGAAAGAAACUAAAACAGAUUUUAUCCUUGACCGGACCAGUUUGCCAAGCCAAAGGCCACACAGAAGGCAGUGUGUGCGAACGGGCUGGAGUCUGUGCAGCUCCACAACCUUCUUUGCCUGUAAAGUGUGCUGAAAGCUGCUCCGCUCUGCACCGCCCGUGUGCCCCGGCUCCCGUCUGCUUCAGCUGAGAGAUACAAAGAAACCCAGACUGAGUGGGACCACUACAACCAUGAGUCUUUCACUUGUGAUGGCUUCACCAGAUUGCCCUUGAGGUCUGCUUCACUUCUGUACCAGAUCUGCAGUCCACAAUGAGGGUGAAGAGAUGAGCUUGCAAAGAACAGCCCUGUCCCUGCAGUCCCUGCCCUCGGACAUUAACUGAAUCCCGUUCCCCACACGAAGAUGUUCCUGACUCCCAGAUAGCACUUCUGAGGACCAGGCCUUCACAGCACAAGACUGUGCACCAUGGCAGGAGAGACUCAGCGAAUGCACGCCGUCAAAGAGCUCAAUGCUGAGUGCAAACAGCAGGAUGAGGGGACGGCGCUGGAACAGCACAGUGACAAAACCACAAAGGAAUCUUCCGAGCACUUUUCAAGCACAGGCACUGAGGCCAGAUUCAGCAGCAGAGGGGCCAAGGCUGAAAAAGUAGAGAAGGAAAGGGACUGUCCACAGCAGCGUGAAGCUGUCAUACGGCCACAGCAGGCGGGGAAGAUUGACUUCAGAUCACUGCAGAACAGAUCAAAAUUUGCCACUGACAAGACUUGGUCGAGUGGGAAGGGCAGUCCCCAGUCGCCGAGUGCAAAGGGCCGCAGCCGAGAGAAGGUGAAGCGGUCGGGAAAGACAGAGCGUGGAAACCCACAGCAGCUGUACAGACUAAGCAUUACAAAUCCACGGACUGUUGGUAUCGCCUACCCACAGCAAAAGGUUUUGCCACCCAAGAAGUUGGAAACCAGACGUGGCCCGGUCCCUGACAACUACAGAUUUCACGUUCCCAGUAUACCGGAGAGAGAGAUCGAGCUGCAACAAGAAGAGCUCAGCUACAGCCGCUGCUUCCAGGAUACUCCCCCCAACGUUACCUCCCCAAACUUUACCUCACAGGUGCUGGGUUCUUCAAGUGGAGCGUCAUCUCACCAUCAUCCACCUAUGUUACAGCAGCAGCAGCCGGCGUCCAUGGAGAACAGUGCACAGCCUGGCGGUCAGCUGAUUAUGACUGACUUUCAGCUGAACGGCUCUAAUUCAUGGCAGUCUCCUGAAAGGACUUUUAAUGGUGCUAUCUAUGGAGUUUCCUCACAGAAAUCUACGGCCCUCUCAGACGGCAGUAAGGCAAGUGUCUUUGUGCCUGUUCCCUUCCAAUAUGGAUAUCACUUAAUGGAAGAAUCGGCUUCUAACUCGUUUUCCUGUGAACAGAACCUCCAAUCUCAAGACUUCACAAACUCUUCUCUAGGCUCUGUUCACGUUACCCACAACUCUUUUUCCUUUACACCUGGAGACGGGCAAAACGUCGCUCAGAACAGCACUCAGUUCAGCAGUGAACAUCAACCGGAGGACAGAAGUUCAUAUCCCCACCUCUCACAAUCACAGUUUAUUCAGGGGGUGGCAUCAUCCGUUCAGUGUCCCAGGAAUCUGAGUGAGGACUCAGCGAGCAGCGACAGCUCCGGCUCCGGUUCACAGCAGUCAGAACUGGCGAAGACCGCUCUGCCGGAGACUACAGACAACAUGGUACAGGCCGCCACUCGAGAUGCAACCAUCACCUCGGGGAGUAAGAGAAGCUGUCACCCAAAAGACUCAGCUGCCAGCCAGAGAACUCUCAUUCAGGGUAGCGUGCACGCGGGAAAUAUUUCACAAGGUCCAGGUUCCCCCAUGCAUUUUCCCAACAGACCGUUUAACAAUCCUCCAGUGAGCAGCAUUUGCACAGGGCCAGUGCCUUUUGAUAAAAACAUCAACAGUAAGGUUUUGAAUAGGUUGCCACACUCGUGGGAAGGACCUAAUAAGACGUAUUCACCGCCUGAUCAGAACACGGUUCAGUACAAUGACAUGAAUGAGAAGUUUCAGUUCCAGAACAUGACAGCCGUCGAUCAAAGGUCAAAUUCAUCUAAAGGCAGCCGAAUGGCCUGGCAGCAAAUACGGCCGACCUCUGCCAUGCCAAACCCAAACAGAAUAGAGUUAUCGAGGCAAAUAAGCAAUCAGAAGCUGUCUUAUGUAGUUUCCCCCUCCGAGUGGCAGGAUGACGGUAAAUCACACAAGCAAAACUCUUUGAAAAGCCCCAGCUCGUUUCAGAACAGCAGAAGUAGCGACGGGUUUUCAAACCAAAGACGAGACACUUUAAAACACAACACUAACACAGUUUCAACUUUUAAAGUAGAAAUGAGCCAAGCGCAAGUAUGCGAUUCCAAGAACAAGGCAGUAUAUUUUGGGCUUAAUCAGUCUCUUCCACCAGCACUGUCAAGAAACUAUAACUAUCCACAAUUACAGGCCCCACCUGUGGGGCUGAUGAUGGUAUCGCCGUAUGAAUCCCCUUUGCCCUCCCCAAUUCAUAACCCCGCGUCUAGUAGUACCUGCUCCUCCCUGUCCCCGGCAUCCACCAGCCCGGUUAACAUCAGUUCAGAGGACAGUCAGAUGUCAAAGUCAGCACCCCCUCAUUCCUUCUAUAAUCAGACCCAAGGUAAAAUCCAGUUACCCUCAGAUCACCUGAGCGCUCACUCUCACCAGUUCCAUUCGGAGGCUCAGCAAACCCUGCCCUACGCAGCAGACAGGGGCAAAGAGGACAUGAUGAGCUACCAGCAGAGCAACUCGCAUCCAAAGACAGCUCUGGAUGGAAGCAAAGGUUACAUGGAUAGUUUUGGGGUGGAGCACCACCAGCCUCCACCGCCGUACUCUGCACACCAGCUGUUAGCUAGCUCAUUAGCCACAGCAAAUCUCGACCAGUUAGACGUGCUUCUGACGUGCAAGCAGUGCGAUCAGAAUUUCAACAACCUGGCUUCAUUUUUAGGCCACAAGCAAUACUGUGCUCAGCACACGUUUGCACAAAAUGACCUCAAAGACGUGUCGAAGAUGGAAGACAGCAAAAAGUUCCACGUAGAGCCGGUUAAAGCAGUGUCCGCUGUAUCCAACGUCUCGCUGUCAAGGUGUCCUUCUGAUCUUCACCUAUCUUUACUAGGCCUCAACAAAAAUGGAGAACUGAUAUCUGACAGUGAAAUAAAGGGAGAUAGUAAAGAUGAUCCACUGAAACUAAAUCUGUUUUCUGGUUCAGGUAACCUCCCUGUUCCUCUGCCAGACCUGGAAAUGGAGGAUGCCAAAUUGGACAGUUUAAUUACAGAAGCCUUGAAUGGACUGGGAUAUCAAUCUGACAAUGCAGAGAUAGACAGCAGCUUUAUUGAUGCGUUUGUUGACGAUGACCUCAUCACUGUCAAAACAUCGUCAAACAAACAAUGCAUGAAAACUAAAGAAUCCCUGGUCUUUGAGAGCAAAAACAAGCAAGCUGUCGACGACAGAUCUUUCACGCAGGGAAAGUAUUUUUAUGACUCUGAUGUUGAGAGCCACGAGAAGGUGUCUGUGAAUUUGGAGCAGGAUGGGAAAAUUAACAUUAAAAAAGAUAUUGCUCAUAAAAAUUCAAGAAUCACCUCGAGGGAGAAGACGUGGGAACAAGAAAGCAAAGUGAAAGAAGCAAGAAAGCUGUGUAAGAGCGAGGAGAAAAACACAAACACACAAAGGCUUCUCUUAUCCAGCAAGUUCUCUGAGCGUUGUGGUUUGAAAAGCUUUCAGGACAGCUCUGCACUUCAGGGGUCAGCAGCCUCACAGGUCUCGCCAUCUCCAACCUCCAGAACAGUAUCUAAAGAGAGCAAGAGGAAAGGCACUGGAGGGGGCACCUGGAGCAAAGAACUUAUUCACAAAAUAGUUCAGCAGAAAAAUAAACUUCACAAACUCCAUGUAAAAGGUACGAAAAACCUUCAGUUUUCCUUAGUGAUGGAGAGACUCCCUCCCACUGUGCAGAACCCUGCGUUUGGGGAAUACGACUAUGUGUCAGACUCAGAUGAUGAAUGUGAGCCAGUUAAGAUAGCAAGCCAAGGCCGACUGAAUCAAAGCAGUCGCUGUAAAUACACAUACACCAAAGAGUGCAAAUGGAGAGCAAGGAGCGAAAGGGACCAGGCGGCGUGGAGACACGAGUCGAAGGAGUGUUUCCAGAUGAAAAAGAGUGAGGAGUUGUCCCUCUCGCCGGAGAAACACGGCUCUCACCAGAGAAUCAGGAGGAGAGGUAGCCGGUCAUCCACAAGCAGUGACCUCAGCACAUCUGUGAGUGUUUCAAGCGAUAGCAUCAACAGCCCCAAAAGCACUGACCGUACUGACUCAGACAGUGAAAAGAAGACAGAUAAAAAGAGAGAGUCGCCAGAGGAUCAAACCAAUGACAAGUCCUCCCCUCAGAAGGUAUUUAAGGAGUCCAGCACACUAGCACUUACGUUCACAAAAUCUCUCAAGAAGUAUAACGCCAACAAAGCCAUCCUUUCUGAUAACAGAAACAGCACAGAGGAUCAGAGGAAAUAUUGUUCCAAUCCUGAAGCUGCUGAUCAGCCGUCAUACCCGCAAAAAACACGAGACCUAAUAAAGAACACUGAAAAACGAGGAAAAGCUCACACCAAAUCCAGAGAGAGGCUUACUCAUAAAAAGGAAGCGGUCUCCGUAGUCGGUUCAGACAGAAACACUCUACAGAGAACAGACAACCUGCACACUAAAGAAGAACCAACACGAUGUAGCGGCACGGAUAAUAAGACGCCACAGUUUGAGUCGCACUCUCCUGCAAUCACCACAGAAGCUGAUUUUAUUACUGAGGGAAAAACAAAGGACAGAAGAGGAGAGGGGGCUCAAGCCACACCGCCAGAGUUAUCAGGCCCGUUGGAGAAACAGAGCAACAGUGCCUGCAUGGUGAAAGAGGCUAUUACUUUAGUCAAUGACCUAGACACACACAAACCGGCAUCUCUCUGCCAAUCUUUGAUGGAUGAGGUGUGCCUUUCCCCAGCUGAAAGUCAAAGCCCAUUAAUACAAAAAGAUGCACUACACCUCAUUCCCUACCCUCUGGAUCAAGAGCAAGGGCUCAUGAAAUCCCCACUUUCAUUUGACACGUCAUCAAUGUUUGCAGAGCUCGCAGGUUUUGACAGUGGUCUUUAUUCUGAGAUGCCCAUUCAAAAAGAGGCUUUCCAUUCACUGGAGAACACGGCUCAUAAAAAGGAAGAGUUUGUGUCAUCUUUCUCUCCCUUUCUGGAGCAAAGAGACUGGAGCCUCAUCGUUAGCCCUGUGCUACCAGAUGAAAUAUCUCAGUACAAAGGCAACUCAGAGAAAUCAAAUGAGAAAAAGACAGAUUACAGUCAUGUUCCUUUGUCUCUGCCAGAAAAAAUAAUUGACUACAGUGCAAAUCUCAACAGCUGUGCCUCUGAAGACGAGUUAGAGAUAAAGAGAAUAGUCAAUGAGCUGGAGAACCAGCUACAGACUACGAAGCUGGAAAGCCCUCCGAUACUGACUCAGGACUCCAAGCAGCUGCAAAUGAGCAAAUUUUCACCUUUACGACUGGGUGACGAGUGUGAGAGGGUGAGCAACGGCUUGAACAUGAAAAGCCCAGAGCAGAAAAUACAUGCACCGGUAUCGAGGAUUCCUUCAGAGCCUUUCCCUGAACCAGCACUCCCGUGGCCCAGUGCGUUCCAGUUUGAGUUAAUGGAUGAACAUCACAGCCCCCACACUCCCAUUCCCAAUGUACCAGCAGCACUGGAUCAGCAACCGCUCCGUCCUGAGCAAAAACCAGAGGAGGAAAGUUCUGAACAUCUGACUCCCGUUGAAACAAAGGAAGAGAUUUUAGAACAGAAAAGAUACACAGAAAAUCUCAUGAAAAGCCUGGAAGUGAUUUCAGACUCUAUAUUCAGAGGAGAUCCUAUUAUAUCAGUACACAAAAAGCAAAAUGUCAACUCUCUCACAAGUCAACAAUAUGAAGAAACUGAAUGUCAGGCGAGUGAUGCAGCUGAGAGGGAAGAUCGCUGUGAAAAAGAAGCAAUUACCGGAAAGGAGAACAUUUCAUCACGUCCAAAUAUCAAUGAGGGGAAGGAUGAAAUUGAAUUCAUUCUGGAUGAGUCACAGUCAUCUCUCUCCAACAAGACUGACCCUUCAGUCGGCGGCAACCAGCCAAUUCCAUCGCAGCCAAGUGAACCCACGGAGAACAGGGAUUACAUGCCAGAGACUGAAGUCGCAGCGGAGGACGAUAUUGCUGCAAAUUGUCACAUGACGGAUUCUGCUAACUGCCCGAGUGUUGAGGCACGUGACCAGGACAAUGUUGAAAAGCCCCACGGUAACGCAGACAACAAUGUGAAUCAACUGAUUAAAAACAACAUGGAUUGCAGUGAAUAUUUGCACGCAGAGGCAGGGAAGGUAAUCUGUCCUCUCCCCGAGGACCGUCCAUCCUCACCAGCUCUAGCUGAUCCCCCUCAAUGUAUUAGUGAGAAUGUGGCAGAUGCGCUGAAAGAAGAACUGGAACAACAAUCUGCCCAUGACAAUAAACGUACCGAAGACAUCGUUUCAUCUUAUGCUGGUGAGUUGAGGGUGAAAUGCUCGGACAGUGUAACUGAGGAAAUAACAGCUAAUGCAUCAAAACCGGAUGAUUUAACAAAAGCUUCUCCCUCCCAGAACUCAAGUCCUUUAAAUAUGUACAGUGAAACAGAUACACCGGUGCAGAUUUGUAGCACAGAAGAGCCCUGCAGUCCCAUCAUGCAGGGGGCUGAUAUAGAAAGCUGCUGCUCACCCCUCCAUGACAUCCAAUCUACAGAGGGACCAAGCAAUCUGUUGAUCCUGUCACAGCCUGACGGCAUCAUUAACGACGAUCCCUGCAAAAUGACUCCUUUUAAUGAGUCAUUAAAAACCGGAGUGGGUCUCGUGUUUGAGUCGACUCAGAAACAGGAAGAGAAUUUGAACGUUCAAGUCAUCAAGGAGGAUCUUCCUGUUGAUUUCAUGGCAAGUCAACACAACUCCCCGUGCAGAGAGGAUGCAGAGGAAAGUCACUGCAUCUUUUUAGACACCAUCUCACCAAUCAGUCCCCUUUUAUCAACCUCGCAUCAAAGACCAGCGCAGAAAUUUGAGCCAGAAGAGGAUUUGUGUGAUCCCAAAAAUGAAGGUAUCGACCAAGGCUCAGCUCUAAAAGCUAAAUCUCCCAUAGUCGAGGAUGACAGUCAAACUGUUGAAGAGGAUGUGAGCAGCGAUGAAUUAAACCCCACGGUUGGGAAGGACGGCUCUCUGAUAAGCACAGCUCAGAUGGAGCUGAGAAUCACAGAGUGUAAAAUGCCGAGCGUUGAAGCGGCCGUCUCCUCCCCACUUCCUGUAAGCAGUGCAGCAGAACCAGCAGAGGUGGGAGACGGCCUUGAAAAAAGUGAUCUAAUGUAUGAUUUAAAGCUCAGUCCUCUCAACUAUAACAGCAUCUCAGACGAACCUCCACAGCUGAAUCAGUACGACUACAUACCAAUAUCACCCGCCAGUAAACCUGAGGAGAAUCUCGAGGCCGAGCGGCGACCCAGAGAUAACCCUGAAUCAUAUGAAUUGAGCGUUAACCCUGCACUGAUUUUUAACCCGACUGAGACUGAUACAGCGGCGUCACUUAACCCAGAUCCUUCAGCCAAGCUGCAGUCAUCAGAUGAACCACUCGUCCUCCAACAGAGUAUCAAAUUCACAGAUUUCACAGCGGAUCUCCCCGCUGAAAUCUCAAAAACAGAUUCCUCGGCUGGUAACGUAAAGACAAGCUUGGAUAUUUUCCACGAUCCCGCCGAGCCCGUCGAGCAUUUGCAUAUACAGGCUGACCUCCCGAGCAAAGCUGAAACAGAGAACUCACAUUCUCACAGGGCUUCUGUUCAAGACGGCACUCUUCUCAAAAAAGAUUGUUCAGAUGGUCCACCCACACCCAAACCACUCAUCAUCUGUGAGGAGGAACAAAUGCCCCCUCCACCAGAGCAAUCAGAGAAACAACCCGCAACAGAGACGGGCAAGUGUUCUGCAAUUCAGCAAACGCACAGAGAAGCAACGCAAAAAAAGACACAGAGCAGCGGUUCCCAACAGGGCAAGGUGCUGUGUGAUAUUUGUUUAAUGUGUUUCCGGACUGUGCCGGGCUUAAAGAGACACAAGGCCAUGAAGCAUUUGGUCAGAACUAAAAAAUACAUUGGCCCACAAAGCACAACAUCAAGCCAUCGGGGGACUAUGCUUAUUUAUGAAGCAUCGCAAACAUCAGAGAAGAAGCAUAAAGAUGAUUCACAGACUUGUUUUCCAACAAAAAUAGAUGGCCUGCCGGAGAUAAGUAGCUCCCUCAUAUCUAAAACAGCAGAGACUGAGUCAGUCCUGGAGGAGAUGGCCACUGGAUGUGCGGGUGUAGCAGCAGAAGAUAAGACGGGCCAUCAAAACCCUCUGCUGCCAAUAAAGGCAAAAAAAAACACUAAAACUCGAAAGAACAAAAGCAUGGAGCUCAAUCCUGACCCUUUCUCUGAAGAGCUUCUGAAUAUAUUAAAAACAGACAUACUUCAAGCUAUAACUCCUGAAUUCAAAAGCAGCGCAACACAAGAGCGCAGCACAUCCCCGGAGAUAAAAAUCAAUGACAGAACUGUUGCUGGAACGGAGGAAUUACCCCGCCAUGUUACUUCAGAUUCUGCUUUUGACAAUAAACUCCAAUCUCCAAUAAAAAAGCAAAAUGUACCUAGUGAAACUGUGGAGAUUAAUCAGAUGGCUGACAGAGAGGAGAUGAAGUGUGCGAGCAUGGCGAAGAUGGGUAAUUUGGAAGUGUGUACAGACAGUAAUGUGGAAAGUGUGUCUGUAGAGAACGAGAUUAUCAGAGAAAGUGAGUCCAGAAAGACUCCGUGUGCUGUGGAGCAGAUGUGUGACCUGAAAGGAUCAGAGGACAGCCUUGCCCAGGAGAUUCUUAGAAAAGUCUCUGCAGAGAUAAAAUGUGAGCAAAACAAAAAGCCCUCAGACAGUGUACAUCCUCUAUCCUGUUUGAAUUCACCCCCCCUCAGUCCACCCAGCAUCAGUCCGGAUCUCCGGGCCAUACUCGAUGAUGACACCACAUUUUCACAGCUGUUCCCUAGAGAUGGGGAGGCAAAGCGCAAAAAAUGCCCAAGGGUGUAUACCAAGAGAAACAAAAGACAGAAGUUGUCCCCCCAACCAGCUGUGACUCCAGACUACCUUCACCCGGAAACGUUCUCGCAAAGUAAAGAGGAUUAUGUGGAGGCCCAAAGUGAGCAGACAUUCACUGACAAUCAGACCAACCACUGUGACUAUGAGACCAUUUCUAUUGAUGAUGCCAUCAUGUUGAACAUGUGCCACAACAGCACUUUAAAGACUGAUGGCAAACCACUGCCAGAGGUUAAACAAAGCGAUCAAGAGGAUCUCCAUGAGGAAGUCAAAGAGAUCAGCAACAAACCCCUGAAUCCACAGGAGAGCACCAUCGAUAAAUCUACCAUCGAAUGGAGUGGCUCCGGUGACUUUAGUGGCCUCGAUGCAUGCUCUUCAGCGGCCUCUGAAUCCAGUAUCAGUAAACCAGAUGUGCCAGCUGUGCCAGCUGUGCCUGUCCCUGUGCCGCCUGCCCCCCACGCCGUGGAGCCAAGUGUCACGGAGGCCGUUCAAACCUUCCACAGCAUCGACAUCCAAAACAUCAACACCACAUUCCAGCUUCCCGAGAUUCAGUUCUUUGACUCCGAUAAAGACAUCGCAGUUACCCCUCCUCUUGAAACUGCAGACACGGAGAGCAAAGACGAUGAAAAGUCGAAGAAAAUGACAGAACGGCGAGGCAGGAAGCGACAAGACGGAGGAAUGAAAGUGAAAGAUAAGCAGUACAAGUGCAAAGUGUGUUUCACUUGGUUCCUAACCCUGGGUGAGCUGAACUUCCAUAAGCUCUCUCACAACCCCUCUCCACCACCAACCUGUUACAUGUGCGUCCAGCGCAAAUUCAGCUCCAGGGAGCAACUGAGAGACCACCUGAGGGAGAAACAUGCCAAGAACAAGACAGGUAUCUGGACUUGUGGAAUGUGUCUGAAGGAGAUAUCAGAUGUGUGGAUGUACAACGAGCACUUGCGAGAGCACGCCACUCAAUUCGCCAGGAAAGGUCAGACUCAAGGCUCCAUGUUAGGCAUUCCAGGCUGCUUCAUGCAAGAGACAGCGGUGAAGAAUUUUAUCUCCUCAAUUAUGCAGCACAGGCCCAGCAAAGUCAAUAAGGAUUCCAGCAAAGCUGCUAAAGAGCAGGAGAAAGCUGUUGUUGCGGACUGCGCCGUAGCGGAGAGGAAACCCUCGGAGGGGGCUGAGCCAAAACACCACAAAAGUAAAAGCAGCGGAGAAGCAGGUGGGAAGCAGACCGUGUUAGCCCCACUUGAGGUCCUCCACAAAACAGAGACACCCAAAAGUGUGGAGAUGCAUCCCAACUGCAAAGACCCGUCGAGAGACUGCCACCACUGCGGGAAACAGUUUCCUAAACCAUUCAAACUCCAGAGACAUUUAGUGGUUCACAAUUUAGAGAGGAUUUUCCUGUGUCACAAAUGCCCCGUCUCUUAUCAGGAGGCCCAGGAGCUGAAAGAUCAUCUGAAGAGAGCUCACGAAGAGGUGGAUGAGUUAGAUUCCAAACACACCACCCUCUACACCUGCGAGCUCUGCGCCGAUGUCAUGCAUGUGAUCAAAAAGUCUUUCAUCUGCAGCACCUGUAACUACACCUUCUCUAAGAAAGAGCAAUUUGAUCGUCACAUGGAAAAGCAUCUCUCGGGGGGGAACAAAAUUUUCAAAUUCCGAGGCGUCCUCAGACCUGUCACCGUGUCUGUAUCCAAAGAAAAUGAAUGCGAUUCGCCUGCGAGUAAGAAGAGGAGAAUUCUCUCCGACAGUUUGCCAGAAAACAGCUCAGACAGCGGCAUUGCUAGUGUGAGCUCACAGCACUCAAAUCAGAACGCUGACACGCAGUCUUCAAAACCCUCCGUGUCCACGGCCGACGACUCCACACAGACCACUGCCAACGAAUACCACAACAACACCAACAACACUAAUGUGAAGACAGAGGACAUCGCUGAGGACUACUCCCAACUACUUGUAGAGCUGGAAAAAUGUAUUCACAUGAGCUCGUCUGAGUCUGCUACGCCCAAGGAGGAGGAGACCGACCUUACUCCCUCACCUAAUCUCCAUUCAGAGGUCAAUGGGAAAUCAAUUACCGAUCCAUGUGAAGUGAAAGAGGAGAACGAGUCGGUCUGCAUAAGAGCAGAGACAACUUCAUGGUCAGCAUCUAAAGAGAGAAGUCCUGCGGGGGAGGAGAGGGUUAAAGCUAAAGAAGGUGACACUACUGAAAAAGAUGGGAAAACAGCCCCUGAGACCUCUUUUGUCAGCCUCAAAGAAAACCAGAUCCUUUUAAAGACACCUGAGUCUGCAAAGCAUGAAUUAGCUGCUAAUGAGAUGAACCAACAAGGGGGUGAUGAGCGGUGGCAUCACGCGUUGUCUGGAAAUGACAGUAAACAGCAGGUAGUAUCUCAGGGUGCUGAGCAGGAAAGUGGUAGUCGGAUGAGAGACGUUGCCGCGGCUCCAGUAGCUGAAAAGACUAAAAACAGCAAUCCAAACGCCAGCACAAAGACUACAGAAUCAACACCAGUCCUUCACUCCAAGGCUCCCCUCAACGCCCCGGCCUCAAACGAGGACAAGGACUCUGUGAAACAGCAGAAGAAGAGGAAGGACAUGAAAUCCCCGCACACGCCGCAGCGGGUUUCCCCUCCAGCCACGCAGGAGAACUUUGGAGUUGAUUCCAAAGCCAAAAAGAAAUUUCGCCCAAGCAAAUGUGCAAAUCCCUCCCUGCAAAGAAAGUCAGAUGGAGCCAAUGAGUAUCCCGUGCUGUCGUCGGUGCGGGACGACGUUGUCAGCAACAAAAUAGUUUCCAAGUGCAAGACUGUAAACAUGAGCAUACAGUCAAAGAAGAAUUUGCUCGAUAGCUGUGUGCAAAAGAAAACUGACGUUGUUGCCCCUCAGAAUGGGGAUUAUAAAGCCAAAAAGGGACCUCUAGGGAGAUCUGUGCAUCCUCCUGUAUCUAAGGUUUCCUCAGUUCCUAUGAACAAUUCUCUAAAUAAACCAAAGCCAAAGAUGGCCGUUAGGUCAGUGGAGAGUCAUUCCUACCGGACCGCAGAGUCCCAAAACUACCUUUUGAGUCAGCUGUUCGGCCAAAAACUCACUAGCUUUAAGAUUCCUUUAAGGAAGGACACAUCAGAAUCUAUUAACUGAGGAGGAGGGAGGGGAAGUGUGAGGGAUCUGUGAAUAAGAGACUGUAUAUUUUCACAGUUAUAAAUGUAUAAGACAAUUCAUUAUGGUGAAUGAUAUUGCACAGCUCUUUUCUGUGAAAUGUUAUCUUUAAAUACUUACAUAGUCACUUUAUGUCUUCUUUGUACAUGUGUUGUUAUUACACAAAUGUGAGGACGAAUGGCAGAUAUGAACGUUGGGUCAAAAAUGAAUAUGCUAGUUGAGGAAAUCAUUGAGAUCUGAAGAGAUUUUAUUUCAAUUGCUUAAAGGAGAGGGAAAAAAAGAAUACUUGAAAACCCAGCAAGAAAUGCAUGUUCAUUUUGCAUUCAUCACAUGAGGUUUCAGUCUUUCUGGCAAAGGACCAAAUGAUUUCACAGCUGACUUGGACUGUUACCCGUGCACCUUUCAUACAUGCGUCCAAUAUAUUCAUUUUGGGGUUCUUUUGUUUUUUUAAAUUUUACUGUACUGCAAUGACAUUCAUCAUUACAGGCCUUUUGUAAAAACAUUACCUGGUGCUACAUCGUGUUUACUUGUAAUGUGAAUGCUCAUGUGACCUCUGAAGGGAACAUGAGAUCUGCCGCAGUUACAGUAUGUACAUCCAGCUGUUUUUACUGGUUCUAUGUACUUUAUUGAGCAUACUGUGUUAACCAUCCAACUCAAGCAUAUGUAGGCCGAUACAACUCAUAAUUAGGAAAACUUCAAUUGUAUAAACUCAGGUGCACACAAGGACAUCACAGUCCCAAGACCUGUAUUUGGAGUUUUUCCCAUGCACUGAUAAUACCACACACAAAUUACAAUCUCAUCCAUCUGUGUUUGUAACUCCAAAUGUUUAAUUAUGAAUAGUAUUUACUAGGACAACAAAGGUGCUUUAUCUUGUUUAUACUGUAUGUACCUUAUAUUGUAUAAUAUUGUAGGUAGUUUGAUGUUUGGUUUAAUGCUUCAUGACAAAGUUUUAUUUUAAAUAAUGUGCAAAAUGAAUCAGACUGAAAAGAAAGGGAAAUGCAGCACCUCUUCUUGCAAGUUGUAAAGUGGUUCACAAAGUGCCUCUUUUACAGUUGGUUAUUAAAGAUCUGUAUUGGUCUCUCCUUUGUCUUCUCCUCCUU
Molecule: messenger RNA, 13508 nt
Organism: Cololabis saira (Pacific saury)
Lineage: Eukaryota; Metazoa; Chordata; Actinopteri; Beloniformes; Belonidae
Product: zinc finger protein 469
Exons: 5
Coding region: 613-12390 (3925 amino acids)
Source: RefSeq, a predicted model, not a curated record